Microplitis demolitor is the source of this 3689-nucleotide messenger RNA. RefSeq lists its product as uncharacterized. Gene Ontology annotation, biological process: regulation of transcription by RNA polymerase II. The transcript has 6 exons. The record is from RefSeq and is a predicted model, not a curated record. Gene Ontology annotation, cellular component: nucleus. Gene Ontology annotation, molecular function: DNA-binding transcription factor activity, RNA polymerase II-specific; RNA polymerase II cis-regulatory region sequence-specific DNA binding. Lineage: Eukaryota; Metazoa; Arthropoda; Insecta; Hymenoptera; Braconidae. Bases 601 to 2421 code for a protein of 606 amino acids.
GCCACGUUGGCAGCGUUCCUACGAGUGAGUUAAACUUUUAGUCAUUUGCGUUUUUGUGUCAAAUGUGCUUACGCCCGUUAUUUAAAGUUUAAUAAAUAUAUAAGCUCCAUUAUUUAAAAUAUAUAGUCAACAUCAGCAAUUCGUUAUCAAUAAAUUCUAGUCCGCAGUGAUAGUGCAGUUCAGUGCAAAUGUAUCAAGUGUUUAAAUUAAAUGGACUGUAGUGUUUGUCAUAUAGGUAUAUAUAUAUAUAUAAGGAACAAGAAAUAAAGUAUAAUAUCAGUGUAUCUUAGUAUCAUAAUGACCAAAAAGACUCGGGGCUUGGGUUUAUACCUGACGGAAGAGUGAGAAAAACCCAAAACCGGUUGGUGUUCUCUAUCACUCCGGGGUGGGGCGACAAACGCCUUCAAACCGUCGGCUUUUCAACUCCUCGGUCUUCAUAUUAGUUUCGAGACGUAAAACUCAACAGUGGAUUACAUAUUUUUAUUUAUAUAUUGUGUUUUUAUUAUAUAUUUUAUUUUUUUAUAUUUAGUUUACAUAAAACUCAGUGCCUAGUGUCUGUAAAUAUUUUUUUUUAAACUUUGUUAUCAAUAAAAAUUUAAAAUGUCAUCGGCUACAGACAUGAGUCUGAUGGAUCUUCUAUUCGACCGAGAAGAUCCGGUAUUAAAAAAUGGAUUCAAAGAAGAAAUAAUGUUGGAUGCUGAUUAUAAUGAUCCACUUACUACUGAAGAAUGGCCAACACCAACAGACGAGUUCCUCGACUCAAUGUUAAAAAUGGAACACCCAUUCAAUUUAAUGGAAAAUGACGUCGACGCACUACCAUCAUCUUCAUCAGACUCAGGAUUAUCAAGCGCACUGUCUCUAUCUUGUGAGCAACAGUUAAGUCCAUUACUCCCAAUGGAAGAUCAACUUGAGCUAAGCAACGACAAUCAAAACAGCCCGCAGAAUUUCACCGACUUCCAGUAUUUGGGAAGUCCCAAUGAUUCCGUGGGCAGUUUUACCGCCGACAGCCCAGUUAGAUCCGUAAUGAGUUCAAAUGUUGGUUCACCGGGUACAGAUAUGACCGAAGAAAUGGAUUUUGAGUCAAAUUAUAUUACAGCUGUUGAUCCGAAUGUCGUCGAAGGUUCUAUCGAAUCUCCGGUUCAGUUGAUUAAACAAGAACCCCAGCCCGUUAUUGAAUUCAAUUCAGCACCUAAACAGCCAGUGAAGAAACAAGAAACGACAUUAAAUUUGCGUAACAUAACAUGCAACGGUAAAAGAAAUAUAAGACAAUUAAUACGUGUAACACCUGUUGGUUCCGGUAACCCACGGUCAAUAUUGUUGCCCGUUAGUUUGAAGGAUAUGAAAGAAGUCCGUACAAUUAAAAUAAUAAAUGCUACGCAAGCAAGAAAUUUAAAAGGCUUCAAAUUGAAUCCUGGAAAUGUUAUCAGCAAGGCCAUUCCUGUAAGCAUUAAACACGAAGACACGUCAAGCGAAAAAAGUAGCAUCCAAUCGGGCGACGAAGUAUCUGAGACAGAAUUUAUGUAUCCGCCAUUGGGAUUGAAUGCCGAAGAAAAACGCCUGCUUCAGAAAGAGGGUAUUUCCCUCCCUACACAUCAUCCGCUGACGAAAAAUGAAGAGCGGGAACUAAAACGCAUAAGACGUAAAAUUCGCAACAAAAUAUCGGCACAGGAUUCGCGUAAGAGAAAAAAGGAGUACGUCGACAGCCUCGAGGACCGCGUCAAGCAGGACGCUGAGGCUAAAAUGAAUCUGUCAAAGCGGAUCAAAGUCCUGGAGUCAACUGUCGAGACUCAGGCUGGACAGAUAAAGAGCCAAGCUGGGCAGAUAAAACGUCUGCUGGCGAUAAUACAGAAUCGGAAUAAAAAUGCCCAGCCAGCGACAUGUCUAAUGGUUUUAUUACUAUCAUUAGCUCUUGUUGCUGUUCCUAAUUUACGACCGCAUUCUAAUAAUUCCAGUGAGUUAAGGAAACAAGAAUCAAAGCCAAUGACACCACCACUUGCUGGUCGUUCGCGAAGCCUGCUUUUCACAAAGCAAUUAGUUGAAGAAGAGUUCCAGCAAUACAGCGAAGAACUGCUCCAGGAAGUCGAGAGUCUUCUAGACCAUGACUACAGUCCAAUCCAAGUCUCGCUCUACAAACCACCAUCGCGCUAUGAUGUUGAGCAGAAGUCAAACAACAACAAACUGUUCGCUGGAGACCUCGCGGGCGGGAUGUUUGCCCGAAAGUCAGAGUUCGCUGACGUUAAGUUGAGUAAAAAGUACAUUGAGCCUCCUCUCGACGACGUCUGGCCUCCUCCUAAGCCCGAUAACGUUCAAGCGGUCAAAGUCUUAGACAAACUCGAGGCAAUAACUAAUGAGUUAAAAAUAAACAUCUCCGAUACUGACGGCACCAGAACAGUGGUCCUCAAAGUACCGCAAGAAAUAUAAAAUUGUUUAAUAAAUAAUUAUCAUUAAUUCGUUAAUUAGUAUUGGAGAUAUUUUUUAUUUAUUAAUUACUAAUUAUUCAAUUUAUAUAUUCGUUAUACAGAUAUAUUUUUUUUUUCUUAUGAAUGCUUACGAAAUUCGUAAUCUAUUUUUUUUGCUAGUGUUAUAAUUAUUACAUAAUUAUAUAUAUAUAUAUAUAAAUACUUUUUUUUUUUUUUUUUUUGAAAAUUUAUCUGAAUGAUAAUGAAAUAGAUUGAAAUAUUAAAAUUAGAAGAGAAUUAAUGAUUGUAAAAAAAAACUUUGAAUGUUUAAUUAUAAUAUUUACUGCUAUUAUUAUUAUUAAUUAAUUAAUUAAGUAAUUAAUUGAUGACUUGUAAAUAAUUUUUUUUUUGAAUGAAGGAAUGAAUUGUUUUGUUUUUAACAAAAAAAAAACUAAGUGAUAAAAUUUAAUUGUUAAUGUUUCACAUACAUUUUAUAAGAAUUAGUUAGUAGAAAAAAAAUAGUAUAAAUUUGUACUAUAAGAAUUAGAUAUUUAAGAUUAAUUAAAAGUAAUUAAUUAUCCAGUGUAAGUCAAGGUAAUUUUAAAAAUUAUUUUGACAAAAAAGAGAUGUUAAUUUUUGUUUCAAAGGCAUUCUCAGUGCUCUACUUUUUUUUAAAUUUUAAAUGGCGACAGUUAUAAAUGUAUUCAAAUUUUGACAAUUAAUUAAAAAAAAAUUAAAUCAUUAAUUGAGAAAAGAACAAUUUUGCUGAGUAGAUUUUAAAAAAAAUUACUUACAGUUAAUAUCAAUUGGGAGUUAAUUAAAAUUUGGAAAAUAAAUUUCAGAAAAAUUGUCCUUAUCAAUUAACGCUUAAAUUUUUUUUUAAUUAAUUGUCGAAAUUUUAAUAUACUUAUAACUAUUGUCAUUAAAAAUUUUUGAAAAUUGGGGGACAAUGUCUGAGAAUGUUCUUAAGAUGAUUAAAAAUAAUGAUUAAGGAAGAGAGAGAUAGAGAGAGAAAUAGAGUAGUUAAAUAUAUAGAAUAUUAUUUUUUAGGGAAUAAAUAUAAUAAUGUGUAUCAAGGCUUUGUGUGCACCAAGCAUUAAGACUGCGUCUAAUUAUAAAAACUAACAGUAAUUAUUAAUUUGAAUAUAUGAAUUAUGAUUAUGAUUAUAAUGACAAUUAUUAAUUUUUUUUCAUCACGUACUAACGAGAGUUUUAAAUAAACAAUCGCAUCCAUUGUAAAUGUUUCGUCAGACCUCUGUCGCUCAUAAUAAAUUUGUAAAUAGAUUUAAA